Messenger RNA from Fusarium subglutinans, 2553 nucleotides. Its product is annotated as o-acetyltransferase CAS1. The record is from RefSeq and is a predicted model, not a curated record. The coding region runs from base 1 to 2553 and encodes 850 amino acids. Lineage: Eukaryota; Fungi; Ascomycota; Sordariomycetes; Hypocreales; Nectriaceae. The transcript is spliced from 3 exons.
AUGACAAUAGGCGCAGCACUCCCAACUUCCGGUGUUGCGCUUAACCGGGUGCUGGCCCUCGGCUUGACGCUGGUCGUCAUCUUAGGCAUCGCCGUCAAUCAGCUUCAACUGAGCGAUGAUCCAUAUCGCUGUAAGGCUCUGCUUAAUGAUGGAACCUGGUUGAAUACUCCUGCAGAGAAUGGAAGCAGAGCGCCUUUCACAAACUGGCAGCCUCCCGGAUGUAUGAUUCACAAGUACAAGAAGGAGGAGAUUGAGGAGUGCAUGGAGGGUCGACACAUGCUUUUUGUCGGUGACUCUACGACUCGACAGGUCUUUUAUGGCAUGGCCCGUCUGCUCGACGCAGAAAAGGCCGAGGAAGUACGAGCAAACAGCAAGAAGCACGAAAGCCACGAUGUAGAAUUCGGCGGCAUUCGACUCAAGGAGAUCUGGGAUCCAUUUGGCAACGACAGCGCCAUCGCCCGCAAUGAACUCACCCUCUACCACGAAGAGAGGAUCAACGAGGUCCCCGUCAACAAGCAAAAAGGCCCCGCCCUGGCCUUCAUGGGAAUGGGAGUUUGGUUCGCCGCCCGCUUUGAGAAGGAGGAGUCUAUUCCCAUGUUCAAGGCCGCCUUCAACAACAUGUCCGAGCUCGCUUCCAACAUGGACUUUGAGCCUUUCGGUAACCGACCCAUGGACCCUCGCGAUGGAAUUGGCAACGAAGUGUUCUGGGCACCGAUUGCCCCGCCCUUCUACGACAUGCUCCCCGAUUACCGCAAGACUGGUGUCGCCUCGCAACCUGGUGAGGUCGAAGAGAUUGAUGAGUUCCUCAAGACACAGGAGCAAGAGUCUGGCAUUCCCAUGCUGUGGUCUUUCCCCGCUUUGUCGUAUGACCAGCAGGAUGCUAUCGGCGACCACGAGAAUGGCUUCCAUGUCACCGACAGUGUUGCUGAGAUGAAGGCCCAGAUCCUUCUCAACCUUCGAUGCAAUGCCAAGCUCGACAUCCAGAAGUCUUAUCCUUAUGACCGCACUUGCUGCACUGACUAUGGCCAGAAGUCUUUCGUCCAGAUUAUACUCGUCACACUUGGUAUUCUCUACGUCGGCGGUACUGCCAUCACCGAGAUUCUUGCUCUUCGAUCUGGCGAGGCUCCCAAGUGGGCCAUCUUCAACCUCGAUGUCGCUACCUUCGUUACUGGUCUCCUUGCGUGCUACUGGGCCGAUCGAACACAGUCUUUCGCCAAGGGUUCUAAGGAGUACAGCAUGUUCGACUUUAACCUCAUGUCCGCUCUCUGCUUCAUCGUCGGCUUUGCCUUCAUGACCAAGUCCAAGCCUCCCCCUCCUCGACCCGGCGCCGCCCCUACUGCCUCCCCCGCGACUCUCGACGACGCGAAGCCUUUGUCCCGUGACCAGACCGAUGAGUGGAAGGGAUGGAUGCAGGCUCUUAUCCUCGUGUAUCACUGGACAGGUGCUUCGCGCGACCUCAACAUCUACGUCGGUAUCCGUCUCCUCGUUGCCGCCUAUCUCUUCCAGACUGGUUUCGGUCAUGGUGUUUUCUUCAGCUCCAAGAAGGACUUCUCCUUCAAGCGUGUCGCCGCCGUUCUUCUCCGUCUUAACCUCCUCAGCUGCGCGUUGCCCUUCUUCAUGAAUACCGACUACAUGUUCUACUACUUCGCUCCCCUCGUCAGCUUCUGGUUCCUCAUUAUUUACGCCCUUUUCGCAAUUGGCCAGAAAUACAACGACAACACCUGGGCGCUCAUGGGCAAGAUUGCGGUUUCUGCAGCCAUCUGCCCCGGAGCUAUGCUAUACACACCCGUCCUGCAGUGGGUUUUCGAUGCUUUGAACUUGGUCUUCCGAAUUGAGUGGGACCUUCACGAGUGGCAGUUCCGUCUCGGUCUUGAUGGUCUCAUUGUCUACGUCGGUAUCAUCAUGGGUGUCGCUUCCGUCCGAACCAAGUUGUACAACAAGAUCCUCACCCAGUCUUAUGGCCUGGCUGGUGUCGCUGGUAUUCUCUCCAUUCCCCUGUACUGGUGGAUUGCUGUCAGCAGCGCCGAGAGUAAGCAGGACUACACUGCCCUUCACCCCGUCUUCUCUUUCAUCCCCAUCAUGGGCUUCAUCGCUGCUCGCAACAUGUUCCCCGCCGCUCGUACAUGGUACUCUCGCACUUUCGCCUGGAUUGGCCGAUGCUCCCUCGAGACCUUUACUCUUCAGUUCCACAUCCUUCUCGCUGCCGAUACCAAGGGUCUUCUCCUGCUUGACACCUUCAAGGGUGACGGUAGCCUCCUCUGCGACCGCUGGAGGUCUCUGAUCAUCAUCGUUCCUGUUUUCUUGUGGAUAAGCUCCCGCGUUGCCGACGCUACUGGUGGAAUGGUCAAGCUUCUGACCAAGGACUGGGCUGCCCAGGAGCAAGAGGAGCAAUACGACGUGGAGGCCAAGGCUGACGCGGAGCCUCUCAUGAGUGGAAACAUGCUCUCUGGCUUUACGAGACACAUGCCCUCAAAGUCCUCGUGGGCCAACAACCUCAAGCUCCGCAUGCUUGGUCUCCUCGUCCUCCUCUGGACAUUCAAUCUGUUCUACUAG